AGGAUGGGCUUGGUCAACCCGGGCAGCUGGAGCUUGGCUCCAUUACUGGGGCCACGGCUGUGCCCCAAUUCCCUCUCCAAGCAGACGAUCAAAAAGCAUUUACAGUAGCUGCUCUUGGGCAAGAAGACGGUUUCUCAAUUCUUUUGAUUGGGGGCUGGGGGUUGUGAGCAAAGGAGGCGAGAGGCAGAAGGAUGAUUGUAUGACUUGAAGGAAUGGAGUUCUAGGCGACGUGAGCUGGAGGGGAUUGCAUGCUGAGUCGAGGGGGAGAGCUAAUGGCUGGGCAUCCAUAUUGUCAGGCCUGGCUGGGGCAGAAGGCCUCCUACUGCGCAGGGAGGCUUCCCAGAACCCUGCGACGCUACAAGGAAAAGAUAGAUUCUUUGGGGGGUUCACAGACUCAGUGGCAACCUCCUUCCUCUUCAAUGUCUCCAAGCCAGUGGCGUGAUUUCCCCAUUUUCAGGAGAGGCAAAAGGAACCUGGGGCGUGCAGGAGUCCUGCACAUCUCUGUAGCUGACCAGCGCUGCAACCUUCCUGACAGGCCUCUACGUGGUACAGAGCUGGAAGGACCCCUAGAAGCCUGUCCCUUGGUGCAGUUCAGUACCUCCAGCCUCAUGGAGCCCCCGAUUCCACAGAGCAGCGUCCCUGUGAAUCCCAGCUCAGUCAUGGUGCAGCCCCUCCUUGACGGCAGAGCGCCCCACAGCCGGCUCCAGCACCCACUCACCAUCUUACCCAUUGACCAGAUGAAGACCAGCCACGUGGAGAAUGACUACAUAGACAACCCUAGCCUGGCCCCUGCCACGGGUCCCAAGCGGCCCCGGGGCGGGCCACCAGAGCUGGCUCCUACACCUGCCCGCUGUGACCAGGAUAUUACUCACCACUGGAUCUCCUUCAGCGGUCGGCCCAGCUCUGUAAGCAGCAGCAGCAGCACUUCCUCCGACCAGAGGCUCCUAGAUCACAUGGCUCCACCUCCCGUGGCUGAGCAGGCCUCACCCAGGGCUGUGCGCCUCCAGCCCAAGGUGGUCCACUGUAAGCCACUGGACCUCAAGGGCCCGACAGCUCCACCAGAGCUAGACAAGCACUUCUUGCUGUGUGAGGCCUGUGGGAAGUGUAAGUGCAAGGAGUGUGCGUCCCCUCGGACGUUACCUUCCUGCUGGGUUUGCAACCAGGAGUGCCUGUGCUCCGCUCAGACCCUGGUCAACUAUGGCACAUGCAUGUGCCUGGUGCAAGGUAUCUUCUACCACUGUACUAAUGAGGAUGAUGAGGGCUCUUGCGCCGACCAUCCCUGCUCCUGUUCCGGCUCCAACUGCUGCGCCCGCUGGUCCUUCAUGGGCGCCCUCUCUGUGGUGCUGCCCUGUCUGCUGUGCUACCUGCCGGCCACAGGCUGCGUCAAGCUGGCCCAGCGAGGCUAUGACCGCCUGAGACGCCCCGGUUGCCGCUGCAAGCAUACGAACAGCGUCAUCUGCAAGGCAGCCAGCGGGGACACCAAGGCCAGCAGGUCCGACAAGCCUUUCUGACACUUCGGAUGAAAAAAACGUGGUCCCUCCUGCCAGUCUCCUGAGACUGACCUUGCUCAUCUGUCCUCUCCUAAAACCCUAGAUUGGGAAGAAACCGGCAGAGAACACUACUGCCUAGCCUUGAGUCCCCAAAAGGAUGAAGAUGCACUUUGGGGAUUUUCACGGUCUUGAAACUUUGUUAAACAGCAGUGACAGUGUUAGGGUAUGGUGGAAAGGGGCCCAGUUUUCCUAUUUCAGAAGACGGAAGACAGAUGUGGACACAGGGUCUGCAAGUUCAGCCACUCAAUGGCCUUCCCAGCCCCUCUGCUUCCUCUCAUUUUGCCAUUCUCUCUGGCUCCUGCUGGAGCCUUCUACCUGGGAGGAACAGCUAAUGGGAGGCAAGAUACCUCGAGGAAGACCCUCAGAGCCUUGACUUCUAUCUUUGCUGUCUCCGUCCAUGCCUGUUGGCCUUGGCCUCUUGGGAAGGUGCACCGUAGCAAUUCCUGCUGUACGCACUUGAUGUCUGAGAACAAAAUCGCUGGUAAGCUGCUGCCUCCCGGGAGUAGCAGGAUGGAGAAGGAACCACCUGGCAGUGCGUUCCUCCUAGCUUUCAAUCACUUAACUUGGGGGUUGUCCGCUCAUCACGUCAUCCUCCAGUUCACAGACUGGCCUGCCUGCUAUGCGUCCUGAGCUCUUUUCUACUCGGAUUCUUUGUAGAAACUGGCUGGGUUAAGAAGGCCAGGAUGACACAAGCAAGACCAAAUAUCAUUUUGCCAAUGAGUCUGAGGCUGUGGUCUCUGGAUCCAGCCAUGAUGUUUUUAUAUGUUUAAUUAAACUAGAUGCUAUUGGUGUUUAAA
This is a messenger RNA of Mus caroli (Ryukyu mouse), 2347 nucleotides long. The record is from RefSeq and is a predicted model, not a curated record. Lineage: Eukaryota; Metazoa; Chordata; Mammalia; Rodentia; Muridae.